AUGUCAGAUAUCAAUUUAUCAAAUAUCAAACAUAUUAUUCUCGUACUUUCUGGAAAAGGUGGUGUUGGUAAAUCCUCGGUGACUACACAACUAGCUCUUGGUUUAGUGGAUAAAGGAUUCAAAGUCGGUGUAUUGGACGUUGAUCUUACAGGACCAAGUAUACCUCGUAUGUUGGGUUUGGAUGGUAAAAAAGUACAUCAAGCUUCACAAGGUUGGGUACCAGUUUAUGCUGAUGAACAUCAACGACUUUCUUGUAUGUCUAUUGGAUUCCUUUUGGCCAGUAAGAACGAUUCAGUAGUAUGGCGUGGUCCAAAAAAGAAUGCCAUGAUCAAACAAUUCCUUCAAGAUGUAUAUUGGGGAGAUCUCGAUUAUUUAUUGAUCGAUACACCACCUGGCACCUCAGACGAACAUAUUGGUGUAGUUGAAUAUUUGAAAGCUUUUCAACCUGAUGGUGCAGUGAUUGUGACUACUCCUCAAGCAGUUGCUGUUGCCGAUGUGCGUAAAGAACUCUCUUUUUGUAGAAAAGUUAAAUUACCUAUUCUUGGUGUGGUUGAAAAUAUGAGUGGUUAUAUUUGUCCUCAUUGUGCUGUAAGUUUUUUUUUUUUUUUUAAAAAAAAACAUAUCCCUUUUUCCUCAUACACGAAUACUUACUUUUUUUUUUUGUUAGGAUUGUACUAA
This is a messenger RNA of Halteromyces radiatus, 678 nucleotides long. RefSeq names its product cytosolic Fe-S cluster assembly factor CFD1. Gene Ontology annotation, cellular component: cytosol. The record is from RefSeq and is a predicted model, not a curated record. Lineage: Eukaryota; Fungi; Mucoromycota; Mucoromycetes; Mucorales; Cunninghamellaceae. The coding region runs from base 1 to 678 and encodes 225 amino acids. Gene Ontology annotation, biological process: iron-sulfur cluster assembly. The transcript is spliced from 3 exons. Gene Ontology annotation, molecular function: iron-sulfur cluster binding; ATP binding; ATP-dependent FeS chaperone activity.